ACGACGACAGGAUGCGAAAUUCUAUAAUACCUGUGGAAAAGCAUUAAGUUUCACACGCUGGGAUGCGGGCGAGCCAAAUGAUCAAAGAAAUGAAAACUGUGUCCAGAUAUAUUCGCAUGGCUCAGGAAAAGCAAAAUGGAACGACAAGUAUUGUAACACCCUCUAUGGAUACAUUUGCCAAUUUAAAGCACACAGAUGUGAGUGUUUAACAAACUAGACAACCUAUUAAGCGUUAUGGUCGCUGGGGUCAUUGCUGAUAAGCGAUGUUCUGAAAAAAUGUGAUCGUGAUUGAGAUUAAGGUUGCUGCCUUUUAUUGGUUGUUUAUGUCUCUAUAUGAAGUUGUUUGUUGGUGUGAGACUUAAUAUGGAAACUUUGUCAGAAAUGGGAUUCAAAGAGAAUCAGUAACGAGGUCCUUAGCAAAAUUUCUUGAGGAAAUUAAAUGCAUUGAAUAUUGGCAAAUAAUGACAGGAAAUAAAAAGUGUAUUAACAUAUUAAAGUCCAUCAAAUCAGGUGUUACUUUUACUAAUGUCAGAAAAUCUUCCCUAAGAAUUCAAAACAACAAAAAAUAUUUGGUGAGACAUUUAGGAAUUUUUACUAAAACUAAAGAAUAUUUUUCAAGAAUCUAGGGAAUUCAUAGAAAGUGGAAGUGUAAAGCCUAAGAUUCUGCCGCUUUGUUCCCUCUUAAAAUUACAUAUUUGGCGACGUUUAUUUCGUUUCGGCACGGUUUUUGUCGAAUUAUUGUAGAUCUACAAACGAUUGAUUUUUCUUGCAGAUGAUUGUUGGCGUGCAUGUUAAUUUAGAGGCAAAAUUACCCAUACGUUUUGAUGGUUUACAAAAUUGCAUAAGUAAAAAGCAUCCGCCAUCUUGAAUUUUGAUCUAAUGUUGCUGGCGCCAUUACAUGAAUUAUUCCGAUUUGUGACCCGGCCACCAAACCGAAAACUUACAGUUAUUCCUAAAAAUGGCAAGAAGAUCAAAUUAUAGAUCGCUACACCUUAAAACAAUCGGGCAAAUAUUCUCGAAAUAUCGUAAAAGCUAUACGCUACAAUGAUGCUACAUUCUUAAAAAUUUUCAGUUUUGCAAAAAAAACACGAAGUGAAUUCAGACACUAUAGGGGCCGGUUGUAUGAAACUCUUAAUCACUUUUUUAAUCACUAUUUUGUUGUCAAAUAGUGAUUAACUCUCAAAUAGGCGCUUCUUAUUGGAUGACGUUUGCACUUAACCAUAGUUAACUUUAAUCACUUUUUUAUACAACCGGCCCUAGGAUUAUUAUACAUAUAUUGGUCUAGUAUUACCAGGGUCGUAUGCAGAAUUUUCUCACCGGGCGGGGGCGGGGGGAAUAAUAUCUAUAUGUUGACAGAAUCAUACAUUCAUGGAUUCGCAAAGAUAAUAAGCGCUAUUUUGUUUAAUACCUUAAAAUAACAUUAUAAAAUUAAUAAGUUAGAAAAAGGCUAUCAUCAAACCUAUUGAUAAGGCAAAACCGAUGCAUCAUUCCAAUGGGCCGAUCACUGAUUGGGUGAACCAUAACGUUGGUCGUACACUGGUCAAUUUUAAUAAUCUUAACUGAUAAGUAAAAUUCAAACCCUUAUAUUAAAUUUUCGACGCCUACUGUGUUAGCUGCGGAAAAAUGUGGAACACAACUACUGCGCUUUUUCCGGACACCCUGAAUGUAGUUGAUAACGUGUGACACAGAUGGAGUAUUGAACAGUGCAAUACUUAAUUUGGUGGUCACUCCCCGGUCAGUACAUAUAUUUUAAAUCUUCCAGUCGAUCUAAGCUACAUGUGUUAUGAUUCAAGAUUUUACCUCGACGCACAACGCGCUAUUUGUAUGCGCAGUUCACACUAUAUGGAUGCCAUUGACCUUUUAAUUAAUAGAUUGUGCAAGCCACAUGGGCACUGCAUUGGUGUUUAACACAGUAAAAUAUGUUGAUUUUUUUAUUUCAGUUGUGUCAGCUUCCUACUCGAUUUUCUUCCGUUUUAAGUUUUAACUAUAUGUCACGUUAUACUCCCAAGGUAUAUACAAUUGAUAAAACAAAACAAGAACGAAAUCGACACCGGGACUUAACUGAUGUCAUGAUAAUGCAUGUCAUAAUAAAAAGGAUAAUAAAAGCUCACUUUACACGCUUUAUUUGCUGUUUUUUUACCUCUUUUACAAAAAUGGAAAAAUCGGCUAAAAAUGGAUGAAAAGUAAAGGCUGUAACCUUACUUUAUUAAAGAUAAUAAAAGCUCACUUUACACGCAAUAUUCAGAAAAUUUUCUCUCAGUACAGCAGAUUCAUUUUUUCAGCGGACCUCCAAUGAAAAAUUGAGAGCUUUAAUUGAAUUUUUCACAGAGAUGCCAAUUUUGUGUGAGCUGUCCGCUGAAAAGUUAAAACUUUCGGGACUUAUAGCGUUGGGUAAUUUUCAUUGACCAACAUUUUUCAAAGGACGUCUUCAUCUUAUUACUAUAAUAUGCGAGGCUCUUCCACCAAACUCUUUUUGCCAAAACCUAAGACUGAAUAUCUUAAAAAAGUCUUAGUUAUAGCUAGAGAAGCAAAAUUGUGGAACAGCCUAUAAGAUGAAGCAAGAAACAAAGUAAACUUGUACUUCUCUUACUUCGUUGAAUUCAUGUUAUACGACACCUGGCCAAUUAAUUAAUUUAUUAUUAGCAUGACAAAAUUACUGGAUGCUGAUUGGUUGAGAAGAGUACAAUUAUUUCAUUAAUUGUACUGCAGUACAAUUAAUGAUUUUCCCAAGACAAACAAAAUGGCAGAAAGGUAUUUUAAACACAAAUGUGAAAUGAAAUUGCCCUAGACAAACUAGAUGAAAAUGCGAACAAAAGCACCAAAUUUUGCUUGAACAAAAGAAUUAAAUGAAAAUACAAACAAAAGCACCAAACUUUGGUUGAAAGUCUGGCAGGACUGGGCUUUGGCGAGAGAAUAUGAUGUUGACAUUGGGAAGUACGUAUCCAAUUUUGUGAUGCUAAUAAUAAACAAGUAAUCAUGCGAUGUUGCUCGUACAAUUAGCCUGAUUAAUAGUACUCGUAAUGUUUGGAAAUUUGACAAAUUGAACUCGCCCCGGCAGCUCGUCCAAUUUUGGCAAAAUUUCCAAACAUCACUCGUGCUAUUAAUCCCUAAUUGUACUCGCCAUCGCAUGAUUACCAACACUAAUUAAUUAAUUACGUUAAUUAAGAAUAUUUCAUAUUACUAACAUUAAUUUAAUAUGUAAAUAAUUAUAUACUAGUUGUAUUUGUAAAUGUAUCGUAGUUGUAUUUGUAAAUGUAUCGUAGUUGUAUUUGUAACUGUAAUGUAAUGCAUGACCAUUAUUUGUAUUAAUUGUAUUUUUUUAACUAUUUAAAUCUACGUCCCCCUUGGAAACCAUCUUUCGCUGUAGGGGUUAGCGUAGCUAAAUAAAUUUUUACCUACCUACCUACCUACUGGCUCAUUUUUGAAAAGAAUUACAGUAGCAUACAGUCGCUCAAAGUCAACCUUUAUUGAUUUCCAAAUACCUAAAAUUUUCUUACUAUGCGGUCGUGUCUGAAUAAUAAUAUAUAUUUUUCUUUUUAAAGGUGAUUAA
Messenger RNA from Paramuricea clavata, 3550 nucleotides. NCBI's taxonomy places the organism in Eukaryota, Metazoa, Cnidaria, Anthozoa, Malacalcyonacea, Plexauridae. The record is from the annotation of a GenBank genome assembly.